Arxiozyma heterogenica is the source of this 762-nucleotide messenger RNA. RefSeq names its product Spp1p (gene SPP1). The record is from RefSeq and is a predicted model, not a curated record. Bases 1 to 762 code for a protein of 253 amino acids. Lineage: Eukaryota; Fungi; Ascomycota; Saccharomycetes; Saccharomycetales; Saccharomycetaceae. Gene Ontology annotation, cellular component: Set1C/COMPASS complex. The transcript has a single exon.
AUGUCUAUAUUUCCAAGCUGGUGUCCUCCAUAUUCUUCAUUAAAAAUAGAUCCAGACACUCAAGAGGAACUGUAUUGCAUAUGUAAGAAACCAGAUGAAGGUGAUUUGAUGGUAGGUUGUGAUGGAUGUGAUGAUUGGUUCCAUUUUAAGUGUGUCAAAAUUCCUGAAAAAUAUUCACAUUUAGUACUAAAUUAUUAUUGUCCUUAUUGUCAAGCUGGUAUCACUGGGAAGCCUUCUGCAAAUGGAGAAUUACCCAAAAUUAAAUGGAAAAGAAAAUGUCGAUUAGAGACUUGUUUUGACCCCUGUCAAGAUCAUAGUAAAUAUUGCUCUGAAGCGCAUGGAAAAUUGUAUAUGCAUGAUUUGCUAGAAAAAGCGUCUAUUCCAAAAAGAGAUGCGAAGAAGUUUGUUGGAGAUAUGAUGUGGGGAUGUCAAAAUGAUGUGAGGAAAUUUCAAGAAAUGGCAUCUAAAGAUUUUCUAAGUAAAGAUGUCCCAGAUCUUAUGAUGGAUCAUGAUUUGUUUAACAGGAUGAUUAAAAAUGAUAAAAAUCUACAAGUAUUACAAGAACAGAUUGAGAAAUACAAAAAUAAAAUGUAUCCUGAAGUUAAAUCUAAGCUGGAUGUGUUACAAGACUAUAUAGCAUGGUUAGAAUCAAUAACAAAACAGUUGAACAAUGAGACCGCAGUUGAUGAAACAGACGAUGAUCCAACUAAAACCAACGACAACAAGCAAGGAAAGAACAGAAGAAAGAAACAAAAAAAAUAA